CACGGUUACAAAGCGAGACCCACACAUAUUCUCAUUAAAUUUACCUAUUUUAACCAUUCUUCAUUUUUUUAUAACCGUGGUUGGAACUGUAAAAUUGCGUUUUCAAUAAAUUCUCACACUCGUCUCUUCUUCCCAUCCCUGGCGCUCACUUCUUUCAAGUUCUCUCUCUAUCUCUCUACUCUCGAGCGUCGCGUCUGCAAAGAGACAAAAACCCAAAUCCUGGGACUUCGGUCAACGGCUUACUACGGCGGCGUAAGGAUCAUAACGAUGACGGUUUUCUCCGGCAAACAAGUCGUUCCUGUGGAUUACGAAGCCGAGGUAUCGCAGCGGCUUCUAGACGCAAUCCUCGACGGAGAUUUCAAAACGGUGUCGGAUUGUGUCUCUGAUCCACUCCUCGACGUUAACUUCGUCGGCGCCGUCAGCUUAAAAACGAGGAGGAGCGAGGUCGUGCUCCGGGAUGAGUCGCCCAGUGAAGUCAGAGUCGAGUACGAAGAGUUCAAAACUGAUGUAACGGCGUUGUUCCUCGCCGUUAAUUUCGGAAACGUAGCUCUCGUCAAGAAGUUACUGAACAUUGGAGCUGAUGUGAACCAGAAGCUCUUCAGGGGAUUUGCAACAACUGUAGCUGUAAGGGAAGGUCAUUUCGAUGUAUUUGAGAUUCUACUCAAAGCCGGUGCUUCUCAGCCUGCUUGUGAGGAAGCUCUAUUAGGGGCUAGCUGUCAUGGACGCUCGAGGUUCGCUGAGCUGCUCAUGGGAACUGAUCUUAUUCGUCCUCAAGUCGCUGUUCACGCUCUAGCCACUGCUUGUUGCAGAGGUUUUGUGGACGUCGUAGGGACCUUGCUUAAAUGCGGAGUAGAUGCUAAUUCAACAGAUAGGCUUCUUCUUCAAUCUUCAAAACCUUCUCUUUACACAAAUGUCGACUGUACACCCCUUGUUGCUGCCAUUGUCAAUAGGCAAGUCUCUGCCGUCCGCGUUUUACUACAGGCUGGUGUCAAGACAGAUAUCAUGGUGAAGCUUGGAGCAUGGUCAUGGGACACUAACACUGGAGAAGAGCUCAGGAUUGGAGCUGGAGUGGCUGAGCCUUACCCUUUGACCUGGUGUGCUGUAGAAUACUUUGAAACAAGUGGCGACAUUUUGCGUUUGUUGCUCAAAGUUCAGUCUCCGGACGCUCCUCACAAUGGUCGGACACUUCUCCAUCAUGCUGUCCUCUGCGGCAACCAGGGAGCAGUCAGAGUCCUCCUCAACUGCGGCGCCGAUCCAGAAACCUCUAUCAAAACUUCACGAGGCGUUGGACUCCGACCGAUUCAUAUUGCUGCACGUGAUGGAUCAGUGGAGAUCAUACAACAACUAGUUAGCUUUGGCUGCGAUAUAAACUCGAAGAAGGAUGCUGGGAACACAGCCCUGUUGAUCUCUAUAAAACACAAACAUUCAGAGUGCGUAAAGGUGCUCGUCCUUGCUGGUGCUGAUUUCGGUUUAGUGAACAAGAUUGGUCAGUCUGUUGUUUCGGUCGCUGAGUCAAACAAGUGGUCUCUAGGAUUAGAACGAGUACUUCUUGAACUGAUACGGUUCGGUGUGGUUCCAUAUUCAAGCAACGCUUCAGUAUUCUCGCCUUUGCUAUACGUGGCUAAAGCAGGAGAUGCCGAGGCGCUAAAAUCUCUUGUAAAAGCUCAAGGCAUUUUCCUAGACUAUCAAGACGAGGAAGGUUUUUCGGCUGCAAUGCUAGCUGCCAUGAAUGGCCACGUUGAAGCAUUCAGAGUCUUAGUCUACGCAGGCGCAGAUAUGAAGCUAUACAACAACUCUGGAGAGACAGUAGUCUCUCUGUCUGAGAAGAACGGUAACCGUGACGUGAUAGAGAAAGUGAUGCUCGAGUUUGCUCUUGAGAAGGACAACAGGAACAUGGCAGGCGGGUUCUAUGCUCUACACUGUGCUGCACGGCGUGGAGACGUCAAAGCGGUGGAGCUUUUGAGUGGAAAGGGAUACGAUCUGGACAUCCCGGAUGGAGACGGCUACACUCCACUCAUGCUUGCGGCCAUCGAAGGCCAUGGACAUAUGUGUGAAUUCCUAAUGGCCCGUGGUGCAAACUGCAAUGCUAGGAACAGGAGAGGGGAAAUGCUACUGGACCUCGCGACCGGUGAUGCAGAGAAGGUGAUUCGUAACGAGUUGUCUCGAAGGUUUGUGAUAGAAGGAAGUAGUGUGAUGAAACACACCAAGGGAGGGAAAGGGAAGAAGCAUGGCAAGGAAUUGAGAAUGUUGGAAUCAAGCGGAAUACUAAGUUGGGGAAAGUCGCGAAAGAGGAACGUGGUUUGCAAGGAAGUAGAGAUCGGGAUGAGCCAGCGGUUUAGGAAGAACCGUAAGGGGAAAAGCGAUGCAGGAGAGGAAGAAGAAGGGAUGUUCCGAAUAGUGACUAUGGAAAACAAGGAGGUUCAUUUUGUGUGUGAAGGUGGGUUGGUGUGUGCACAGAUGUGGGUGAGGGGAAUAAUACUUGUGACCAGAGAGACUAUUUGUGGGAUAAGUCAUAUUCAAAAUUAGAGUGUUGUUUUGUAUAUAAAAAAGUUUUGAGAAAGGAGCUUCAUUUUGAAGGUAGCGGUGCUUCUUUGAUGUGUUGGGGCAUGGGGGUGUUUAUAGUUGUUGGGUUGGCUGAUAUCUGCAGUAUAUUUGUGUAGUAGCUCCAGUUGCAUAUGAAUGGAACCUAGUUGAUUUGAUAUUC
Camelina sativa (false flax) is the source of this 2704-nucleotide messenger RNA. RefSeq lists its product as uncharacterized. The record is from RefSeq and is a predicted model, not a curated record. Lineage: Eukaryota; Viridiplantae; Streptophyta; Magnoliopsida; Brassicales; Brassicaceae. Gene Ontology annotation, molecular function: protein binding.